Messenger RNA from Arachis ipaensis, 667 nucleotides. NCBI's taxonomy places the organism in Eukaryota, Viridiplantae, Streptophyta, Magnoliopsida, Fabales, Fabaceae. The record is from RefSeq and is a predicted model, not a curated record.
GAACCCCCCCCCCCAACAACUUCAAGAAACCACACCCACGCUUCCCCCAGCUCCAUCUAAAAUUCAUCCAGCCGCAGAAGACGUUGCUGCCCUGAUGAUGAUGGCACGAACAGCAUCCUAUGUUCCUAAAACAGAUCCAGUGCCAUCAUUCAGCCUUGGCUUGACUGAUUCAAGCCAGGAGGGAGCGUCAACGCAGGAGACAGAAAGGGCAAAAUCUCCAGAAACUGCAAAUUUGCUAGAACAAUUAGACGAUUUAGUACAAAAAAUAGCAAGCAGUGCGGCGAAAGAAAAAAGUAAAAGUCCACAAAUUCAAAGGGAGACUGGGGGAGAAAGUUCUGGGAAGUUUGAAACUCCUGAGGGAAUAAAUCAGAUUACGGAUGAUAUGAAAGAAAAGUGCUACAUCUGGGGGACACGACUGAAGACUUACGCAGAUGGCAGUACUGACGAGUAUGACCACAUGUGCACUCUGAUGGCCCAAGAUAAUUACAUUUUAUUUAGAAUGCACCUUGCAUCCCUCCAGAUUGUAUCUGCCAUGUGCCACAUCCUCAACCGGAAAAAUGAUAAAAGGUUUCAAGAACAAUAUUUCAUUUUUUGUUUCGCAAUUGUUGCAGAGCAUGGCCCUUUCGAAGCACCCAAAGGGGGAAUUCAUAUCACCGAAAACCAAUAA